Molecule: messenger RNA, 1150 nt
Organism: Emiliania huxleyi CCMP1516
Lineage: Eukaryota; Haptophyta; Isochrysidales; Noelaerhabdaceae
Exons: 4
Coding region: 128-1150 (340 amino acids)
Source: RefSeq, a predicted model, not a curated record
CUGAGCAUCGUGAUCGAGCGCAAGCAGCUGCGCGGAGGGGCGCGGGUGCGCUCCGAGAUCUCUGUCGACUGCCGGGCGCUGCUGCGGGGUCUCGUGGCGCUCCUCCUCCUCUCCACGGCGCGCGCGUAUGUGGUCUCCGCCGCGCCGCACCGCCCCUCCGCCGCCGCCGCCGCAUCCGCCCCGGCCGUGCCCCGCUCUGCCCUCCGAUCUGGCGGGUGGGUCCAUGACAGCAGCAGAGCCGCCGGCGGCGGCGGCGGCGGCGGCGGCGGCGGUGGUGGUGGCGGUUGGGCCAUCUCACCGCUCCUUUUCGUCCCUCCGGUCCGCGCACGGGCCAGGCUCGUCUCUGGCUGCGCCUCGGCUGCACCUCGGCUCAUCUCAGCUGCAUCUCGGCUCAUCUCGGCUGCACCUUGGCUCAUCUCGGCUAACAUCUCGGCUCAUCUCGGCUGCAUCUCGGCUGCAUCUCGGCUGCACCUCGGCUGCAUCUCGGCUGCACCUCGGCUGCAUCUCGGCUGCACCUCGGCCGCACCUCGGCUGCAUCUCGGCUGCACCUCGGCCGCACCUCGGCUGCAUCUCGGCUGCACCGCGGGCCAGGUUCGUCGCCGGCUGCCUCGCCGCCGCCGACGGCGCCGCCACAGCAACAGGCCUUCAGCGCUGGCUCCGGACGGCGUUCGCUGAGUCGGUCUGCGCCGUCGCUUUCCCCGGCGCGUUUGGCGCCGUGCGGGCGUGGCACGGACAGCUGUCGGCCGCCGGGAGCGAGGAGCUCGAGGAGGCGGCGAGGCGGGUGGAAGCGGCGCUGGCUGCUUCCCUGCCGGCGGGCUCGUACCGCGUCGAGGCGCGAGAUGUCGCGUUGCGCGGCAAGCGAGCCGACGAUUUGCUCGGACUCCGGGUGGUGCUCGACGGGCACCGCGAGUACGGCGCGGCGGGCGGGUACCGCGAGUACGGCGAGGCGGCGGGCGGGCUGCCGCGGAGGGCUGGCGACCACUCGCGCUGCCUCGCGGUGCGGCAAGUGGCGGGCCGACUUUGGGGCGAGGUCGCCUUCUCGGACUACAUCGCGUCUCCAAAGGCCAACGGGUACUGCUCCCUCCACUCCACCUACGCGCUGCCGUCGGGCACGCCGCUCGAGCUGCAGGCGCGAGAUAGGGGGAGAUAG